Molecule: messenger RNA, 1570 nt
Organism: Drosophila bipectinata
Lineage: Eukaryota; Metazoa; Arthropoda; Insecta; Diptera; Drosophilidae
Gene: Amnionless
Product: amnion associated transmembrane protein
Biological process (GO): intracellular protein localization; receptor-mediated endocytosis
Cellular component (GO): apical plasma membrane; endocytic vesicle
Source: RefSeq, a predicted model, not a curated record
CAAAUUCAGUUGAAAUUCCGUUGUGUAGGCAUCAUGAGGUCGUUUCUCUGGCUAUUUAUCCCGAUCCAGGUGGCUUGGGCCACCAAGUGGUACAGUGGCGGAAUGGACUUCAACAGUCCCUCCUCGUGGGUGGAUGAUUACAUGCCUUGUGCUGAAGAUUUGAUUGUUUUUCCGGAGCAUUAUCCUGCAGUGCUGCCUCUGCCAGAGGAUAUCUCCGUAGAUGGUGUGGUUUUUCCCAAAGAUGGGGCCAUACUGUUGGCCGAGGAGUCCACAAUAACCUUCGGUUCUAAAGAAACGAAAUCCAACUGUGAAAGUGAGGAAAAGAAAGCCUAUUUGAAGCCACCAAAGACCAGCAAAUGGUAUGAUCCUGCCACCUGGACGAUUAAAUCCAAAGAAGUAGCCUUGUAUGUGCCGGAGCUGGAGAGGAUCCCCUGUGACAAUGAGCAGGUUAUAAUCAAGGGUCAUGGUCCCCUGGCCUUUGAUCUGGAGAACGUGCAGCAUCUUCGUUUAGGACAACUAAUCCUGGCUGGAUCUUCCAUAUCAAAGUACUAUUUGGAGCAACUUCUCACCCAAGAUAUCGGACGGUUUUUGUUCCACAACUCGCAGGAUGUCCAGGUGGAAUACUAUCGGGGUGAAUUGUGUGGCUGUCACAAGAACUUCCAGCGCUUGGUGGAACCGGUGUGUCACAAUGUCGAGGAAAAGUGUGAAAUUCCCCACUGUCAUUCCCCGAUCCUUCCCUACGGAUCCUGCUGCCUCAUUUGUGGGGCCAAGUUCACCAUACACAAGGAUCACUGCAUCGAAGCGGAUAAAAAGAGCCUGGAGACUAAAAUAAAUAAGCUAAUCAGGGAACACGAUAUGGAGGACCAUCUGGAGGCCCAUGUGUCCUUUGUGAGUGACCAGGGAUUUUCGAAUGCCCUACAAGCCGUGAUUACAGAUCGAAAUGGUUAUACUGAGAAUAGAUUUGAGUUCCUGCAUAGUCUCAUAUCAGCAACUAAGGAGAAGGUAUCCUUACAAGUAUCUGGAAGUCAUUACAAUCCCAAUGUGAGCUUUACUUCGGUUGUGAUGAUUCUGUUCUGCUUGGUCCUGGUUGGAUUCGUCUCUGUGGUUAUUUUGGCUCACUUUAUGCCCGAGAAUCCCUACUUGAAUCGCGUUCCCCAGUGGAUCCACGAUCUCCGUCGCUGGCGGUGGCAUCACUUGGGCGUUAGAAUACGCCGGAAUCUGCUUUUCAAUAGAUUCGAUAAUGCUGGAGCUGGAGCGACGGAGGGAGGAUCCGUAUCUGGCCUGGACCGUCUGGGCAUUAUGGCCUAUGAUCCCGAGAGUGGGGAGGUUCGAGAACGGCGGGCUUUCGAUAAUCCCAUGUUCGAACAGGGAGCUGCUGUCGAAGAGGCGGCUGCAUUGGAUGCCAAGGAGCAGGACGAGAACCUAGUGGUGCCCAAAAUGGAGACGGGUGACUUAGACGCACCUAGUCAACAGGAUGAGCAGGAGCUAACUGAAAUCAAUUUGGGUGCUGGGGGAGAAGGAAGCGACCUUGAGGUGGAAACUAUUGAAUGAGUGAUCUAAAGACAAAGUA